AUGGAUAGAAAAGUCGGAGUGGUUUUAGUCUGCCUGCUCUUCCUACUCAUUGGGGAAGUUUCGGCGGUUGCCCAGACCGAGGUUGGUCAUGUGCGUGUAACACAGGAGGCACCAGAUCUGAAGCUAGAGGAUGCUGGUAGACAUGAUGUGUCCCAAAGUGGAAGGGUGUCGGUGUAUGUUGUUGCAUGGUCCACGCUUGCGAUGGCUGCAGCAACAGGGCUGGGAGCAGUUCCCUUCUUUUUCCUGGAGCUAGAGGCCCAAUGGGCGGGCCUUUGCAAUGGGUUGGCAGCUGGGGUGAUGUUGGCAGCAAGUUUUGAUCUUGUGCAGGAAGGGCAGAUGUAUGGCAGUGGGAGUUGGGUUGUUUUUGGGAUUUUGAGUGGAGGGAUCUUUAUUUGGCUUUGCAAGAAGAUUCUUGAGCAACAUGGAGAAGUAAGUAUGUUGGAUAUAAAAGGUGCAGAUGCAAGUAAAGUUAUUCUUGUUGUUGGAAUAAUGACACUCCAUUCUUUUGGCGAGGGUUCUGGUGUUGGUGUUUCCUUUGUUGGGUCAAAAGGAUUAUCUCAAGGUCUUUUAGUUACUAUAGCUAUAGCAGUGCACAACAUACCUGAAGGCCUGGCUGUACCGCCGGCUCGCUGUCUCCCAUCGAUGAAUCAUUGCCAACAUAUGUUCCUCCACACCUUUCUGUAUCCCGUCAAGGUCCUCAAGUUCUUCAUGGUCCACCCAACCUUCACCUUCUGCAACUUCCUCGCAGAUCCUGCCUGCCCACAAGGGCCAAGGCAAGUGUCGGGGAAGUUUGGCCCAUGCAACCACGUUCAUCAACUCUUGGGCCUUACCAAAAAAUUCUGUACCACUGUCCAGGCAGGACUCAUUUUCGUGCACCAGCAGUACAUAAGUUGGGACGUCAAGAAAGCCGCAAGCACUGUUGCAGGCAACAUUUACAACCCAGCGCUUCUGUUGGCUGGCGGGCUAGACAUACCCCAUCGCGAUAAGCUGAAUGCAAUACCUCAUUUUCCACUCCACCUUAUCUUACACGAUAUUAAUUUCGGCACACACCCCACACUCAAACUUGAAGGUCCAGGGUGCAUGAUAUGGAUUGUUAUUGCAGAGGUUCUUCCUGAUGCUUUUAAGGAAGCGACUCCAUCUCAAGUAGCCUCUGCUGGAACACUUGCUGUUGCUUUUAUGGAAACAUUAAGUACCGUGCUUCAGGGAUUCACGGAUGGCCACGGCUUGGAAGAUACAUCAGGCUUUUUGGUAUCACUUGUAUUUGGUCUUGGUCCACUUUUUGGAGGAAUUAUACUUGUCGCGUUCUCGCUUGCCUUCAACAUGCCACACCCUCUUCUUACUGGUGUAGCAUCUGGCAUUGCCUUCCGUCUUGCUUCAUGGAGGCCAUUGCAACUUGUGAUGUCCUUAAAGAUGGGUCUCUUCACCACCUUGUUCCUCCUGCUAGGAGGUUCCGUCUUCUACCAUCUCGUGGAAGCAAGCAUCCUUAUGGUUGCUAAACACAAGAAAUCAUCCGUCAAUGUCAUUACAUCUUCCAGCGGGCUCUCUCUUAGUGUCCUCACACAGCAAUCGCUCCUUGCUUGCGGUUGCGUCUUCCUUCACGCCUACGCCGAAGGGCUUGCACUUGGUGUGGCGGCACGCAAGGCAUCUGGUCUAGGCCGCUACAUGGUUCUUCCAGUCUCUCUUCACGGCCUACCACGGGGUGCUGCUGUUGCUAGUUGUGUAUAUGGUGCCACUGAUAGCUGGCGAGGAGCCUUGGCAGCUGCAGCUCUGACCGGGUUUGCGGGACCAAGCGCGGCCAUUGGUGCAAUCCUUGCGAAGAUUGGCUAUGAUGGACUGGACUAUUGGAUGGUGAUUGCAUGCGGGGCUUUGAUCCCGAGCUAUGGCCGUGUCUUCAGACGCUCGCUGCGGCUGGACGCGAGGAACAGCGUCUGCGGGCUCCUGAUAGGUUUUGGUUUUGCUUGGGUGUGCUUGAUGUCCACCAGAUUCAUCUGCUUGCACACCCCUUACUGCAAUUCAGCUCCAGAAGCGGUCACAUGA
This is a messenger RNA of Triticum turgidum subsp. durum (durum wheat), 2037 nucleotides long. Lineage: Eukaryota; Viridiplantae; Streptophyta; Magnoliopsida; Poales; Poaceae. The record is from the annotation of a GenBank genome assembly.